Molecule: messenger RNA, 823 nt
Organism: Rhopilema esculentum
Lineage: Eukaryota; Metazoa; Cnidaria; Scyphozoa; Rhizostomeae; Rhizostomatidae
Source: RefSeq, a predicted model, not a curated record
AUGGAAAUCGACUACUACAUAAAUGGGAGAUGUGAGGCACACGACAAAGAGCAGUUGUGUGGUGCAGAGCAAGUUUGUCAAGAAGAUUAUCAUUCACCUGCUGGAUACAAGUGCAAAAAUUUAGAAAACAUUGCACUUGGAAAAGACGCCAGCCAGUCAACUAGCCGUCUAGAUGGGAUCGCAAGCAAUGCUGUGGAUGGAAUUGACACUACAAACUACAAUGCAGGUUCCUGUACCCAUACAUUAGACAUUGCCCCAGAUUGGUGGAGGGUUGAUUUCGGCAAAAAUGCUGUUGUUCAUUCAGUAAAAAUCACAAAUAGAGGUGAAUGCUGUGAGGAUCGUCUUUCAGACUUCAACAUUGUAGUUGGCAACAGUAUUGAAGGCAAUGGCGGCAGCAAUACAGUGUGUGUAGUUAGUCAAAGUGUCCCAGAAGGUGGCACAAAGCUGUUUCUAUGCCGUCCUAGGCUUAAUGGCAGAUACUUGUAUAUACAACAAAACAGAGCGGAGGCAUUAACACUGUGUGAAGUGAGGGUAUUUGGCGAAUUUCUCGAAUGAAACUAGUUGUCCAAUGACUGGACAUAAGACGCACGUCUGAUUAUCGCACAAUCAAGGUUUGACGUUGAGAGCAGCUCCCUUUAUAAUUAUCAAACCCUGUGUUAUCUGGUUUGAUUAUCACAGUAGCUGCUCCUAAAAUUCUUACUAUUUUUAAAUAUUACAAUCUAAAAAAUGCAAGCAUGUUACCAAAUUGCACUUUUAAACGUCAAAGACAAACAACUUUUGCUUUUAUUCAGUUUUUCACAUUUAGUAAAAUAUAAAUGUUUGA